Molecule: messenger RNA, 988 nt
Organism: Ectocarpus sp. CCAP 1310/34
Lineage: Eukaryota; Phaeophyceae; Ectocarpales; Ectocarpaceae
Source: the annotation of a GenBank genome assembly
UUUUUUUAAUUUACCACGCAACGUGGUGCAGCGUGCCACGAGUUGCAUGCCGUGCAGGGGGAUCAUGUCCCUGUCCAACCCCUUAUCCCAUGGAUUGUUGAAGGACCUUGGCAACCUCUCGGAGUUGAAACAACGAGGACUGAUUCUUGACCGUCACUUCGAGACGAUAAAGGCACAUGUGAAGGCGGGCAACUCCGUUGCGAAGGAGCGAUGGGACGCAAUCGAAAACGCAUGGGGGCUGAAGCAGACGGGUGUCUUCAACGAACAAGAGUGGAUCACGCAGAUUGAUGGAGAGGCCCAGGGUAUUACCAGCAGCAGCACCCGUCCGUCGUUUUAAACGCCACAAGAUGCGGGUGGCGCGCGAGGUGCACCGUCUUCGCACCCACCGCCUGCUACUGCUGCGGCUGCCGGGAAGAGAAAGAAAGGUCGCAGAUCGGGGGAAGCAAGCCAGGGAUCGAGCUGCCCAAGGUGUUCUAGGUGGCAACAUCAUCAACGCGUUCGCUCGUGGCAGCGGAAAACCGAUGUCUGCAUUUGGGUGCAAAAGACACGGGUUCAAACCCCGCUGCUCCCCUAAUUUUCUUCCGGAGUUGUUGUUGUUGUUGUCUUCAUAUUAAACCGUAUGUCAGUUGCUAAGGGUGUGUCUUAUCAGGCCACAAAAAUACGUAUUUGGUUACGAAACCGUAUUUUCUUGAAAUAUAUGGAGGCGUUCCUCUACAUUUCCGUAAAAGAGCAAGGCGUAUUUUUUGGGGGCUUGCUCCUUUUACUGUUCGGUGAAAAAUUUCCCGCUUUUUUGCGACUACCGGAGCAGACACCGGUCACGCGUGCUGUCUUCAUCACACCACACCUAGACAGCACCAACAACACCCCAAAGUGCUUCCCAAGGCAACUCCACUACCAUGCCUGAGCGUGGGAAGCGUCAAGAUCCCAGGGGGAUCGCAGCGCAACGCCGGGAGAAGCGCCGUCGGCGAGCUAUCGACGAGGAGGAUGU